Messenger RNA from Brachypodium distachyon (stiff brome), 1661 nucleotides. Its product is annotated as GDSL esterase/lipase At5g45950. The coding region runs from base 158 to 1477 and encodes 439 amino acids. The record is from RefSeq and is a predicted model, not a curated record. Lineage: Eukaryota; Viridiplantae; Streptophyta; Magnoliopsida; Poales; Poaceae. The transcript is spliced from 5 exons. Gene Ontology annotation, molecular function: hydrolase activity, acting on ester bonds.
AGCAGCCCAGCUCCCCCAAUGGUAGUUUGCUAAUAUUCACCUAACAAGCACCAAGCAGCCUUGCAUUCGCCAUUGCAACCUUCUUACAUAGCCAUGAUGGGUCCAGAGCUUUGCUGAAUUCUCCUGUCUGUUUCUCCUCAACCAGAAGAUCAAAGCCAUGAGAUCAGGCUUGGCUUUUGCGCUUGGAGCUCUAGCAAUGGCGCUGCUCGUCGGGGAGCUGCAUUGCGCAGCACCAGCACCGCCGCCGAGAGCGCCACCACGGGCGCCGGAAACACAACACCCACCGCCGCCGCCACGACGGCGGCAGGGAUCAUCCCCACACCGCCGACCAUCGCCGCCGCGGUCACCGCCGAAGCAGCAGCAGGAUCCUCCUCUCCCACCGCCGCCACCACCAUCGCUGCCGCCGGCGGGGACAGUAGUGGUUCCAGCACCGCCGCAAGCACAAGACCCCGCACCGCCGGCGCCAGGCAGGGGAAGAAGGUCCAACAGCAACUACAGCAGCGGCUGCACCACGAUCCUGGUCUUGGGGGACUCCACCGUCGACCCCGGCAACAACAACCGCCUCCGGACCACGGCCAAGGCCAACUUCCCGCCGUACGGGGUCAACUUCUACGGCCGGAGACCCACCGGACGGUUUUCCAACGGCCGCCUGGCCACCGACAUGCUCGCGGAUCAGCUGGGUAUACAGAGGAUGAUCCCAGGCUUCCUUGAUCCAACGCUGAAGCUGGGGCAGCUCAGGAAAGGCGUGAGCUUUGCAUCGGCGGGGUCCGGAUUCGACGACGUUACCGCCAACACAUUAAGUGCGUUGCCGUUCCGGAGGCAGCUGUGGCACCUGUGGCGCUACAAGCUGCUGAUCAGGGCACUGCUCGGGCCACGGCGAGCCGAGCGGCUGGUCAACAGGGCGGCAUUGGUCAUAAGCGCCGGCACCAACGACCUGCUUCUCAACUACAUCGCGUCCAACCAGUCGGCGGCGGGCUCCAUCGGCAUGCUGCAUUACGAGAACUACCUCAUAGGAAGGCUCACCAACUAUACCCAGGUGCUGAGGAUUCUUGGAGGCAGAAGAUUCGUGUUCGUCGGGCUACCGCCAAUCGGAUGCCUACCGAUUGCGAGAACUCUGCUGGUGACGGGGCCGGAUGGAUGCGACGGGAACCUGAACCAGCUGGCGGCUUCCUUCAACUCCAGGCUGAUCCAGCUGUCCAAUUUCAUGAACUACCAGCCCAGGACAAGGACUGCCUACAUUGAUACCUACACGCUCGUCCAGGCGGCCACGGAGAACCCUCAGAGCUUCGGGUUUUCAGAGGUGUCAAAAGGUUGUUGCGGAUCAGGGAUGAUCGAAGUCGGUCAGACAUGUCGGGGGCGAAGGAUAUGCUCUGACCCUAGCAAGUAUCUAUACUGGGAUGCUGUUCAUCCGACGGAGAGAACAAACCAGCUUAUCACAGGUGUGAUGCUGGAUUCCAUUAGGCAGAUUUACAGUUAAGCUCAAAAGUAAACAGAAUAUGUAGCCUGGCCAGGGUGUCAUUUUCUUUUAGUUCCUUUCUUUGAACAUCAGUGUCGUGGAGCAAUCCAAGUACAGUUGAAUUGUACAACAAGAGGGAAGAUCAGAGCUUCGGCUCGAGACAAUGAUGUUUUCCAUAGAGGCCUUGACACACACAGAUUUUUCA